AUGCUUUCUUCGCCUUGCUCCGUCGCGGCGUGCGGCGCUCGCGCGUUCCGGGGCCUGUUCGUGGCCGCCGUGCGGCUCCCGAUGCUCCUCUUCUGCGACGCCAUGGUGUGGGCCGUCACCUUCCUCACCUUCCCCGUGCGCCUCCUCGCCGCCGCCGACAGGGAGCGCAAGCUGGAGCGGCUGGUGGGGGAGAUGCAGGGGCAGAUGGAGCGGGUGGUGUGGGAGAACGGGGACCUGGAGCAGCGGCUGCGGACGGCGCUCAAGGAGAACGCGACCAUGGAGGACAUCCUCGACGAGAUGGAGGAGGAGAACGAGGACGCCUUCGCCCGGAUCGACCUCCUCGAGAUGCAGCUCAAGGCGCUCAAGAAGGAGAACAUGCGGCUCAAGGAGCAGAGAGGCAGGUCCGUGUGGGACAAGGCGGCGGCCACGGCGACGGUGGCCGUGGCUGGAAGUGGCGGGGGCAAGAAGAAGGCUAGUGAACCGAGGGCGUGGGAAGGCCAAGAAGAGGAAGAAGACGCAGCAGCGCAGAAGGAUCGGCCCGUCGUCUUCAGACCCGGCGACAUCGACGCCUUCCCGCCGUCGGAGGCGCAGGCCCGGCUUCUUCGAGCGACGGCGCGGCGGCGGAGCCUGUUCAGCCUGGGCAUGUCGCUGGCGGUGGGCGGGAUCGCGUGGUCCGCGGACAAGCCGUGCCUGCCGCUCCUCGCGGGGCUCGUCGCCGUGGUGACCAUGUCCAUGUGCAGCGUGUCGCGCCUCUUCCGCGCGGCCGCAGACCGCCGCGUCCCGCCGCCGGCGUCCGCCGCCUCUGACGGCGCCGUGGCGCUGCUGAGCCUCAACUGGUUCCUGCUGGGCGUGCUCACCUACCCGAUGCUCCCGGGCGUGGCGCGGGCCGUCCUCCCGCGCACCCUCCCGCGCGCCACGCGCCUCGCCGGCCCCGCCAUGGCGUGGCUCGCUGCCGCGGUGCCCGUUUGA
This is a messenger RNA of Triticum turgidum subsp. durum (durum wheat), 969 nucleotides long. The record is from the annotation of a GenBank genome assembly. NCBI's taxonomy places the organism in Eukaryota, Viridiplantae, Streptophyta, Magnoliopsida, Poales, Poaceae.